GCUAUGCAGCUGGCUGAUAAUUGGGAUCUGGUGCCGUCCCUACUUACAUCUGAUCGCACGUCGCCCGCGGCAAAACGGUUGGCGGUACAACUGUUGUUCGGAUCGUACGUGCUCUAUCCUCGCAUCUCUGGGACGAGCGUGGGCCGUGAUUUCUUGUAAGUGGUGGAAAUGAAAAAUUUUCAUUCACGAAAUUGGAAGUGCAAAUGAAGCCCGCAAUCACUGCCCACUGCGUUGACGGAACAUAUCUUGUCCAUCGACCGCCAAAUGCUCGAACCGAUGGCAGUCGCUGGUCAAGGCUAUCAGUCCCUUGUCGAGCAAGAGCGCCUCGUACAUGCCAUGGUUCUUACUUUACUCGCCGUUACGAGCAUGUCCUUGCGAACAGAUACUGAAACGCACUCCGUAACACCUUUCCGCCCUCAAACCAACAGCGCGAUUAUCUGCUUACUGAACUUCGUCAUGGACAAGGAUGAGUUCACACUCCCUACAAUUUUCUGUCCCUUGGAAGAGUUGAAUGCCGCCUCAAGCAUGCUCGUCCGUUUUGGGGCGGUUCCUUUAUGGUGCUUAGGUGUUUGGGAAGAAUGCCAAAGUCCUCGCGCAGACAUAUUCAUUCAUCUCGCGACGACUUAUCUACGCCAUCAUGUGGAGGAGUCAAACGUAUUUGGAACCAUUUUGUCCAGCCAGGGUAGCGGGUCCCACAGCCAUUACCAACAUGCUGUGAUGACAGUUCUGGUGGAACUACUCACAAGGUGUACUAUCAUGCUUUCUGCAAGCUCGUCUCCUGCGGGUUCACUACCGCUAGUGAUGGAUGUUCUUCGUGAAACAUGUCUCCUCGCGAGACAAUCCAUCGUCACUGGCAACUGUGGUGCACAUCAUUCAAUUGGUUACUGCAAGGCCCUAUUGGUCCUUGCUUUACAGUUGUGUCGAAUGGAACAAGGCAGUGUAGUCAAUAAUCUCGUUAUUCAGAGCCUGUCCUUUAUGCAUGCUUCUUGCGUUUGCGAGGUGUGGAAACUCAUUCGCGGCGACUCCAGUAUACCUUUCCAGACUAUCAUCGAUGAAGCUAAUGCGGCAGUGGGUGUAUCUCUGACCCAGAUACCCGUUGAGCAAAACCGACUGCUUCAGGUGCAACAGCUGAUGCAGUUUCUUUCGAUCAUCAUCUCAAAAGAUGUCGAUGCUCUCGACGACCAAUCCUCCGUUCGUGUUGCCGAGAGUGUCGGCAAGUUCUUACUCGACACCUCGUCAGGGGAGACGACGCUCCUUCAUGAAACGUUUUUGACCUUUGCAACAAUCAUCCGUCAACGCUGUCCCGGCUACAACAACAGCCAAUCGUCUCAAGUCUUGGACGUGGAGAUGAUGAGGCACAUAAGUUCAGAGACAAGAAGUCUGGUCGUUGCUUCGGCGGUCUCCGCCUAUAUCAUGUCUGCACCAUUACUUGAGCCGUGCUGGUACCUGGGCACAUGGGAGUACCUAUCCGACACCUUGAUGCUGAUGAAAGCACAUCCCUACCAAUCCGAGGAUGAACCAUUGGCUCUCGCUGUCGGUCCUACGAUAUGUGAUGCCCUUUUAUUUCUGGUGAAUCAUAUUGAUAAUGAUACUAAAAGUUAUGUAAGAGCAAGCCCGAAGACCGUAACGUUGUGCGAGACACUAGAGCACUUGGCAACCUCUGAGUCCGGCGAACUAUCGAGACAUAGAAUGUCACAAAGUGCGAACACCCUACUGACACUCCUCAGCAACGUGGAACUGCAAGAAACACAUGACCCAGCGGUGAAGACGCAAUCGAAUUUAAACUACCAAGCAGUUCUUUGUGAAUAUCGGGAUGCCAUGCGGUUGAUCCUCGUUCUCAGAACUGCGAGCGAACAGUCGUCCCUUUCUGCAACCAGACCGUGACUCAAAAAUGAGAUAUACAAGGGCUUGUUAUAACCAGUCAAUGAUUGCAUGGAGGUGCAUGAUGUCAAAGCCGUAUAGGUAGCUUGGGUAGACCUUGG
Pisolithus orientalis is the source of this 1982-nucleotide messenger RNA. RefSeq lists its product as uncharacterized. The transcript is spliced from 11 exons. The coding region runs from base 265 to 1884 and encodes 539 amino acids. The record is from RefSeq and is a predicted model, not a curated record. Lineage: Eukaryota; Fungi; Basidiomycota; Agaricomycetes; Boletales; Pisolithaceae.